Colletotrichum gloeosporioides is the source of this 4122-nucleotide messenger RNA. RefSeq lists its product as uncharacterized. Bases 1 to 4122 code for a protein of 1373 amino acids. The record is from RefSeq and is a predicted model, not a curated record. The transcript has 3 exons. Lineage: Eukaryota; Fungi; Ascomycota; Sordariomycetes; Glomerellales; Glomerellaceae. Gene Ontology annotation, molecular function: protein binding.
AUGGCCGACCCGCUGAGCAUCUCGGCUAGCAUCGCCGGUCUGGUCACUCUCGCGGAUGUAGUUUUUCUACGCUUGACAAAGUAUAUCAAAUCAGUCAAGAAUGCAGAGAAGGAGGUCGCCGACCUUCGCAAAGAGGUCAAUCUGCUAGGAGGCGCCGUGAACAUGCUAUCGAGGUUAGCGAGUGGCCACGAGAUGGAAGAUGAGCCAUUCAACAAGGACUUCCGAAUGCACCACAUCGAAGGAUGCGCUUCCAUCCUCAACGAAAUUUCCCAGAGGACAAGAAAGUACGACACCAACCCAAAAGGCAAGCUCCAGAGGCUUAUGUGGCCAUACACGUCCUCGAAAACCAAAGAAUUGCUUGCCGACCUCUCCCGACACAAAGAAAACAUCAACCUAGCCUUGACGGCCAAUUCCAUGGACGCCCUCUUACGUUGCUUGGCAAACGAAGAGGAUAGGGCAAGAACGACUGCUGAUAUUCAAGCCGAUGUAAAAAAGACCCGAGAGAUCGUGGUACGGAUUCAAGAGGAUUCUCACCGGAAAAGUGUCCUCCAGUUCUUUCUACCUUACAACCCGCAGCCUAACUACGACAUGAGUGUCAAGCUGCGACAUCCGAGAACUGGCAUGUGGCUUGAGCGUCUACCAAUCUUCCAGACAUGGCUUAUGAGUCCUGGGUCACGACUGUGGCUGAGUGGUAUUCCAGGUGCAGGCAAAACGGUUCUCGCGGGGUCUAUCAUUGGACACGCUCUGGGACGAAGCUCCAAUACGGUAGCAACCGGUUUCUUCUUCUGGGCUUUAGCCCAUCAGCUUGCGAAGCAGAACGAACAAGCCUACGUGAUGCUGGAAGAAUAUUACUGCGAGCUUCAUCCCGAGAAAGGCUUAUCAGGCUCCCCUGACCCAGAUGACCUAAUCAAAGUCAUCCUAACGAUGGCCCAAGUCUUCGACCAGGUAUAUUUGAUAAUCGAUGGUCUGGAUGAAUGCCAAGAUACCACAGGAGAGGUUGUCCGGGCUUUAUGCGCGAUUGCCGAAAGCUCCGAUGAGAUCUCAAUGGCAGUCUUGAGUCGCGAUGAAGACAACAUUCGAGAUCAUCUUUCCGACCCGGAAAUUGACUUCGUCAACGUGCAAAUAGCAGCUCAUAAAGAAGACAUAACCGAGUAUGUCACUUCAGAAAUUCAGCAGCGGAUUAGGACCAAGCGACUACACUUCGAAGACCUUUCCCUGGAGGGCGAAAUUGUGGAUGGCUUAGUAGAGGGAGCAAACGGAAUGUUUCGUUGGGUUGCGUGCCAACUCGACAAUCUUGGGUACUGCAUGUCAGAUGAGCAGUGCCGAGAGGCUCUACGCAGUUUGCCACCCGACCUUCCCGAGACAUACAUGCGCAUACUAGAAAGAGUCCCCAACGCACAGCGAUCAUAUGUUCAGAUAACGCUGGACCUCAUUGCCUACGCUGAUCCGAAGCUCAGUAUUGCACAGCUACGGGAAAUCCUCUCGGUGCCAUCAAAUGGGUCGCUGUUAAAGGCAUCCGGCUUGAUUCGGGAAGAUGCAAUUACUCGGCACUGCAGUAGUCUGAUUCGAAGGUCAAACGAUGGCCAAUAUUUGGAAUUUGCUCACUUUUCGGUUCAAGAAUUUUUGACGAGCGGCGUCUUGAGGUCGUCUGAGUUCCAGAUGUUUAGCAUUUCAAGGUCCAAAUGCAACAGACUAUUGGCAAUGCGAUGUCUAGAGUAUCUCCAACUCGAAAACUUCAAUCGUCUUCCAACACCGACUGUUCAACACCUAUCGGAGAUUGAGAAAACAGCUCAGGAUCAUCCCUUAUACAGCUAUGCGGCAACGCACUGGAUGUACUACUCAAGAGAGGAGUGGGAAGACCCUGCUAUGCUAGCAAGUGCAAAGUGUCUCUUCGACCCCUGUAAAACGCCAUGCUUCACGUAUUGGGCUGUGGUUUUAGUUCUGGAAAUGAGAAGUUGGGCUGUGAAGCUUGGAAAUCAUGCGAAGGUGGACUUAAUAAAGGAGAUCCUCGACAACGACUUCCAUCCGUUGCAUUUCGCCGCAACGCUCUCUUUACCGGAGAUCAGCUCUUUUCUCCUCGCAGAUAUGGAGUGUCAGAGAAAAGAAACUUUGAUUGAGAGAGCCUUUAAAUGUUCCCUGGAUUGUCUGUACGGGUCUCUGAAGCUUUUAUGUGGGGGAACCUUCGACAGAUGGAAUGAGGCCCAACGCUGCUUGGGAACAGACACGUCCGGAACCCAUUAUACGCUCCAGACCAUACGUAUAUUCAUUCAACGCUUCCGCGGGACGCCGAAAAGCUUCAUCAGCCUGGCAAUGAGCUGUUGGGCACGGACAUUCGACUUCUCCGUCGUGGAGCUUCUAGUCACUGAAGGCACCACACUAGCCCGAAGUGAUUUAGAUUGCGUGUCUCAAGAACUGCAAAGCCUCAUUGAUAGCGACGGUACUUAUGUCAGCUCCGAGCGAAUGCAUUCACUCUGUCGUUUUUGCAAGUCUCUGAGCUGCAUGAUUGACAAGUCAGCCUUGCAUUUGGAGCUUUGCCGGAUCGUCUGGAGAUUCUCUCUGAUGCUAGCAGGUGACGCAGACGACGUCAAAACAUACAAUAUUGAUUCUCGCAUAUCUGAGGAUCGUCUAAGCCUCGAAAAGCUAGCAAAAUGGGCUUGUCAUGAGAUCAAUAUCGAUUUACUUCGGACGGCGGCCGGCGAUGCACGCAUAGACCUGUCAUCUAUCAUAGAUCUCAGCACUGGGAACACGCUGUUGCAUAAUCUGGUGCUCGGUGAUCAUGAAACAUUGAGGGAUGCAGUUGAUGAGACGUAUUGGGAAAUUGCAAUCGAAGCAAUGCUAGAUGUCUUGUUGGAUAAUGGCUGCAACCUCUGCGCGCGCAAUAACAAAGGGCACACGCCAUUUUCGCUGGCCUUAGAGCAACAGGAAACAGACUUGGCCCAGAUACUGUCAGAAGAAGAAGCAUUUGGAUGCGGGGCCUGGGAUUCACCGAUUCCCAUUCUCUUACUGAUCGCCGAAUCAGGUACCGAUCAGAUACUGGAUCGGCUCCUGGGCCUAGGCUUCCAGACUUCACCUGCCGAUUACUUGUGCGAAACCCCUCUACAUCGGUUAGGGGCUCAAACCACUUUCGCUUUCGCUGCCCGUUUUGAGGAGCUUUUACCCGGUUCUCGCGAGCUUCAGAGCGAUGGAAAGAUGCCAUGGGAGUAUUACCUUGAGAUCAUGGACUUCGAUCCCCCAUCCUCGGAAAUACUGAACUUUUUGAUUCAGCCUCUUCUUCUUGAUUCCAAGGAUGUGGAGGCUUCAAGAAUUUGGGACCAUUACACCAAAGGCUUUUCGCUUCCUGCAUCGAGAAAAGGGUAUCAAGCCGCUGACCAGAUAUUCACCAGCCUUGUACACACUGGUGUCUUGAGGCAUUACGAGAAAGUCCAGUCACAAUCUGGUCUUCUAUCUCUAUCUUCAGUAUUCUCAGUCUUUGUAGAGAAUCCGAGCACACCCAACUUUCCCUUGGCCGACUCCACAAUUUGCCUGUUGAUCGAAAGCACAGAGUACUGGUCAACAUUCCAAGAAUCACCCUCAGCAUGCCAACUUCUGAAGCUCUCGGCAAGCCUUCAAUACGAUAAGGCAGUGGAGCAGUUGCUGCAGCGGGGCGUUGAAGUCAACCGACGGGUUGGCGGUGUCUCCGCAAUUGAGCAUGUCUGCGCAUUACCAGCAAUCAACGACAAAAGCGUUUCCAGAUUUCAAAAUCUUUUGAAACACGCAGUUCCGGCUUUUUUGAAUCAAACGAAUCCGAAUUCAGGCUUGGGUCUCAUUCACAUCUCCAAUCCGCGAGAUAAAGCGCAUUUCAGGCGUAAGAUCCUCGAAAUUACAGUAGAGUCGGGUGCAAAUCCAAACCUUCGAACCACUACCCGUUUUCAAUCACCAGGAAUGGUUUAUCAUUUGGAAGAGCGGAAUUUCGACCUGGCAAGCGUUCUCCUCGAGCGAGGAGCUGAUCUCACAAUCCUAUGCAAAGACGGAUGGAGUCCACUUCAUAUGGCAGCUUUCCGAAAUGCGACAGGUUUCUUAUCGAAACUCAUUUCACCGAAAGACUCCUAUGGGACAUUGAAUUGGGAAAUUGGAUGUCGAUAG